Molecule: messenger RNA, 216 nt
Organism: Caenorhabditis briggsae
Lineage: Eukaryota; Metazoa; Nematoda; Chromadorea; Rhabditida; Rhabditidae
Exons: 2
Coding region: 1-216 (71 amino acids)
Source: RefSeq, a predicted model, not a curated record
AUGCGUUUCUUCGUCAUCGCAACUUCCAUGAUCGCCGCCACUUCGGCCUUCUUGUUCCCAUCCGGAGGUGGAGGAUGCGGAUGCGCUCCACCACCACCACCAGCCUGCGGAUGCGGAGGCGGAGCUGCUCCACCACCACCAGUCUACGCUGCUCCACAGCCAGCCUACGCUGCCCCAGCCCCAGUUGGAGGAGCCUACGCCGUCGGAGGAAAGUAA